Messenger RNA from Monopterus albus (swamp eel), 3242 nucleotides. It is a transcript of the gene rcor3, whose product is annotated as REST corepressor 3. Gene Ontology annotation, biological process: negative regulation of DNA-templated transcription; regulation of transcription by RNA polymerase II. Lineage: Eukaryota; Metazoa; Chordata; Actinopteri; Synbranchiformes; Synbranchidae. The record is from RefSeq and is a predicted model, not a curated record. The coding region runs from base 275 to 1837 and encodes 520 amino acids. The transcript has 12 exons. Gene Ontology annotation, molecular function: transcription corepressor activity. Gene Ontology annotation, cellular component: histone deacetylase complex; transcription regulator complex.
AACACGGCCUUAGAGGGUCAGCAACCUUCCCCACAGGGAACGUUUUACAUAUUAAUGAUGCACCAAAUUCAGAAGAGGCUGUGUGGUUGUUAUCUGUGAGGUCAUACAGUCUGAAGUGACCAUGAGAGAGGCGGUGGGAGCGGAGAGAAGAGCGCUACAGCGACACGGACGGAGCCGCGGCGAGUGAGCGAACAGCAGCAGAAAAAGCUCCAGCUCCUGCUGACAUUUUAUAUCCCGACAGAGCUGCUGAAAGACGGUGAAAUAGAGCGCGGGGAUGCCGGGGAUGAUGGAUAAAGGGCCGGAGUAUCUGGGUAAAGGUCGCUCCAACGGUACCAAGAGUCCGUCCAACGCCUCGAACGGACAUUUUUCCGACGAGAGCGGCAGCGACGACGAACACGAUGUGGGCAUGCGGGUCGGAGCCGAUUAUCAAGCCAACAUUCCAGAGUUUGAGCCCGGUUCCACGAAGUACACAGAUAAAGACAGUGGAGGGAUGUUGGUCUGGUCUCCCUAUCACACCAUUGUCAACUCCAAAUUGGAUGAAUACAUUGCUAUAGCCAAAGAGAAGCAUGGAUACAACGUGGAGCAGGCUCUCGGGAUGCUCUUCUGGCACAAACACAACAUAGAGAAGUCUCUGGCCGACCUGCCCAACUUCACCCCGUUUCCAGACGAGUGGACAGUGGAGGACAAAGUGCUGUUCGAACAGGCCUUCAGCUUCCAUGGAAAGAGCUUCCACCGUAUCCAGCAGAUGUUACCGGACAAAUCCAUCUCCAGUCUGGUGAAGUACUACUACUCCUGGAAGAAGACUCGAUCCAGAACCAGUCUGAUGGACAGACAGGCUCGCAAACUGGCCAACAGGAGCAACCAUGAUGACAGUGAUGAGGAGAUGGAGGAGGCCAAUCCUAUUGAAGCCAAUGACAGCGACUAUGACCCCAACAAGGAAACCAAGAAAGAGAACCAGGUGGAGCCAACGGUGCCAGGCUCUAAGGUGGCCCUGGGUCGGCGGGAGCACCAGACUCUGCAGCACCGACACCACCAGCGCUCCCGCUGCCGCCCCCCCAAAGGCAUGUACCUGACCCAGGAGGACGUGGUGGCCGUGUCCUGCAGCGCCUCCGCCGCCGGCACUCUCCUCCGUCAGUUGGACAUGGAGCUGGUGUCCCUCAAGAGACAGGUGCAGAAUGCCAAACAGAUGAACAGCGGACUGAAACACAUGCUGGAGUCUGGGAUCGAAGAGUUCAGGCUGCCUGAGUGCAACCAGAAGGUGAACGCCCGCUGGACCACAGACGAGCAGCUCCUGGCUGUUCAAGGGGUCAGAAAAUACGGAAAAGACUUCCAGGCCAUCGCAGACGUCAUCGGUAACAAGACGGUGGGUCAGGUGAAGAACUUCUUUGUGAACUACCGGCGGCGGUUCAACCUGGAAGAAGUGCUGCAGGAGUGGGAGGCUGAGCAGGGAACACGAGCUCCCAACAGAGACAGCGCCACCUCUGGAGAGGAGGGGAAGAACAGCUCCACCACUCCAUCAGGGAAGAGCACCGAUGAGGAGGACGAAGAGGGUCAGGUGAGCUCUUCAGGUGCGUCUCCUGCAGCCUCCUCUUCUUCUUCUUCAGCUCACACUGCAGUGACAUCCAGCACCUCCUCCUCCCUCCACCAGCCCCCUCCCCUCCUGCGGCCACCCCUCAUCCGCCCCUCCAACCCGCUGCCACCCCGCCUCAACCCCCGACCUCCUGCUCCAAUGACCCUUGGCGGAAACCUCGGGGGGUCAGGCCCAGGGUCCACCCAGCAGUCCUCCGGCCUGGCCAUUCAUCAGUCAGAGACGGCCUCGUCUUCCUCGCUCCACUAACAAACCAUGUUUCAUUUGAAGUGACAGGAGAUAUAAAAUGUUCAGUCUCAGUGUGAAGCUGUGUGCAGGGCUGCUGCGUUCAGGUCCUGUGGGAAAAUCUCUGUGACUUCCUGCUUCCAAACAACUGCAGCAAUUUUCCCUGAUCUUACCACACCUCAACAUAAUAGUGACACUUUAUUUUUAUUUUGUUAAACUGUGGUAGUAGUUAAGGUUUUUCCCACAGGACUUACAUGUAGUGAACCCACUAGUUUGAGAAGCAUCUGGUUUUAAAAUCUUGUUUUUAAAAUAGGUUUGACUAGAAGUCAUUUAGUCUUUAGACAUCUAUCACAGAAAGUGUGUGGAUCAGCAAAUCAGAGUCUUUCAUUCAUCGACCAAUCAUCACCUAACACGUGGCAUCCCACAGGGUUCAACCUCGGGCCCCUUCUCUUUCCCCAUCAGUAUGCCUUCACUCGGACAUUAUUGCAUUAACUAAACAAAAAAGACACACAGUAGAAAUGGAAGCAAGUCAGAGCCACUGAUUUAUUCUCUCAUCAACUGCUCUGAGGUUCCAAUAAGCCUGAGGCUAUACAACCAUGCUAGCAGCUCUGUGGUGAGGCUGCACUUUGGCUAUGUGCUUAGUUCACUCUGAGCUGCAUGCUAACAUGGUCAUAAUGCUAAUAUACUGACGUAUAGCAGCUAUGUUUACCAUGUUUGCCAUCUUAGUUUAGCAAGUUAGCAUACUAAAAUUUACAAAUUAGCACUAAACACAAAGUACAGAUGAGGUAAAUGGGAAUGUUAUUGUUUUUGCAGUAUUUGGUCAUAAACCAAAGUACUGGACAAAUUAAUGAUGGUGACAAUAAAGGAAAAGUCAGAGCAAAGUGAUUACAACCAUCUUUCACGACGAUUCGGUUCAAUAUUUGAGCUAUUUCCAUGUGGGCCAACGUCCACAGAGCCAGAAAGCUGGAUGUUCCAUUAAAAUCAAAUUCAUCCAAAUCAGAAACGACGACCUGCUAAUUUUAAGGUCUAAAAAUACAACAAAUCAGGAACUUGAAUCACUUUGUUUAAUGAUGAAGUUUUAGUUUGAUCAAUUUAAUUUUGCCAUCAUCUUUUAGAAGUUGUAAUCCUCGUCCCACUGUCAGGACUCACCGUUAUCUCGGCCUUGAUGAUGAAACCUUUACAUUUCAAUGACACUAUGACUUCUCCUGUGGCGCCACCCUCAGGACAAACUUUACUUGUUUAGCUCCACUACAGGUGAGACUCAGAGUCAGCAGGAUGUUACUUUAGACCAUAGCUGAACAAACAACAGAUGUUUGGGGGGGGUUACACACUGGUGCCAGCCUGUAUUCUACUAGUCUGCAUGUGCAGAGUCAAACCGACAAACUCAACACUUUGCCUUCCUGUCUGUGGGCCACUGGUUCCUGACGAA